Molecule: messenger RNA, 1685 nt
Organism: Nyctereutes procyonoides (raccoon dog)
Lineage: Eukaryota; Metazoa; Chordata; Mammalia; Carnivora; Canidae
Gene: OPRK1
Product: opioid receptor kappa 1
Exons: 3
Coding region: 1-1143 (380 amino acids)
Biological process (GO): sensory perception of pain; neuropeptide signaling pathway; G protein-coupled opioid receptor signaling pathway
Cellular component (GO): membrane; neuron projection
Molecular function (GO): neuropeptide binding; dynorphin receptor activity
Source: RefSeq, a predicted model, not a curated record
AUGGAGUCCCCGGUCCAGAUCUUUCGCGGGGAGCCGGGCCCCACCUGCUCCGCGAGCACCUGCCUGCUCCCCAACGGCAGCGGCUGGCUGCCGGGCUGGGCCGAGACCCCAGGCAACAACAGCGGCGGCUCCGAGGGCGCGCAGCUGGAGUCCGCGCACAUCUCUCCCGCCAUCCCUGUCAUCAUCACGGCUGUCUACUCCGUGGUGUUCGUCGUGGGCUUGGUGGGCAACUCCCUGGUCAUGUUCGUGAUCAUCCGAUACACAAAGAUGAAGACAGCAACCAACAUUUAUAUAUUUAACCUGGCGUUGGCGGAUGCUUUAGUUACUACAACCAUGCCCUUCCAGAGCACGGUCUAUCUGAUGAAUUCCUGGCCAUUUGGGGAUGUGUUGUGCAAGAUAGUCAUUUCCAUUGAUUAUUAUAACAUGUUUACCAGCAUAUUCACCUUGACCAUGAUGAGUGUGGACCGAUACAUUGCUGUGUGCCAUCCUGUCAAGGCUUUAGACUUUCGCACACCCAUGAAGGCAAAGAUCAUCAACAUCUGUAUUUGGCUCUUAUCGUCAUCUGUUGGCAUAUCUGCAAUAGUUCUUGGAGGGACCAAAGUCAGGGAAGACGUGGAUGUCAUCGAGUGCUCCUUGCAAUUCCCAGAUGAUGAUUACUCCUGGUGGGACCUCUUCAUGAAGAUCUGUGUCUUCAUCUUUGCCUUUGUGAUCCCUGUCCUCAUCAUCAUCAUCUGCUACACCUUGAUGAUCCUACGUUUGAAGAGUGUCCGACUCCUUUCUGGCUCCCGAGAGAAAGAUCGCAACCUUCGUCGGAUCACCAGGCUGGUCCUUGUGGUGGUGGCAGUCUUUAUCAUCUGUUGGACACCCAUUCACAUUUUCAUCCUUGUGGAAGCUCUGGGGAAUGCCUCUCACAGCACAGCUGCCCUCUCCAGCUAUUAUUUCUGCAUUGCCUUGGGAUACACCAACAGCAGUCUGAACCCCAUUCUCUAUGCCUUUCUUGAUGAAAACUUCAAGCGGUGUUUCAGGGACUUCUGCUUUCCAAUUAAGAUGAGGAUGGAGCGACAGAGCACUAGUAGAGUCAGAAAUACAGUUCAGGAUCCUGCUUACAUGAGGGAUGUUGAUGGGCUAAAUAAACCAGUAUGACUAGUCGUGGAGAUGUCUUCUUACAGUUCUUCAGGAAGAGAAGAGUUUAAUGAUCUCGGGUUAACUCAGAUUAGUACUGAAGUCUAACAUGGAAAGAUAGAAUUUUUAACAAACUUUUAGAAAUCUCAUGGUCUGAGGUCAUAAGAUGCAGACUGGGUCUGCCACCCAGGUCAGUGGAAGCAUCAAGGUUGUAGGGAUGGAGUACAAAAGAAUCGAGUAAGCAAAUACAGCCCCUUUCUAAGGCAGGGAAGAAAGGCUGACUUCCUUUGAUGUCAGUUCCUUUGAUGAACAAAGAAGCAUUUUUCUUCUGGUCACCUAGAUUUAGUUCAGGACCCAUCUGCUGUGGCUUUCCCAUGCAAUGUGGUUCCAAAAGCUCUGUUUAGAAAAAAGGACAAGAAAAAAAAUAUUGGUUUUAGAGCUUAGUGGGCAUCUCAUCCAGAUGCUUUACAUUGAUAACAACACCCUGAAUAAAAACAAAAACCAUUUCCAGGGCACAUGUCCAGCUCACUUUAUGCUAUGUGGACACACAUGUAGUGUGGCUG